CGAGCGGAAGUCCGCCGAUCGCGGGGAAGCCGGAGGCAGCUCGGGGGUUGUGAGGGGCGCCGUGUUGUGGUGUGUAAGGCAUUAACUCCCGAGGUGGUUCUACGGGGGUGGAUUUAAAUUUUUUUAAAACUCGGGUCAAACUGUGACUGUAAGUUUUGUUUGUACGAAUGCGGGGCGAAGAGUCGUCGGAUUCGGAGUCCGGGAGGAUGGAGGAGAGUUCAGUCCGGAGGAGUUUGGAGACGUUGUGUCAGGAGCUGAACAUGGACGAACAGACGGCCGCCGCAGCCAUGGAGAACUUCACUGCCAUAUGGAAUACAUAUACCCUGGAGGGGGAAGUCGUCCACUGGCUCGCCUGUUCGCUGUACGCCGCCUGCAGGAAGGGAUCGACCCCGACCGUGGGUAAAGGGCUGAUGGAGGGAAACUGUGUCUCCCUCACCAGGAUCCUUCGAUCUUCCAAACUCAGUCUGAUCCAGUUCUUCUCUAAGAUGAGGAAGUGGGCCGACAUGUCCAACCUGUCGCAGGACUUCAGGCUACGCAUGGACCGGCUGGAGCGCAACUUUGAGGUCUCCACGGUGAUCUUUCGCAAGUUCGAGCCCAUCUUCAUGGACAUGUUUCAGAACCCGCAGGGAGGCGAGCCGCCACGGCAGCCACGCAGCAGGAAACACAGGCGGCUUCCCUGUCACAUCAGUGAUGUGUUCAAGUUCUGCUGGACGCUGUUCGUCUACACCAAAGGUAACUUCCGAAUGAUCGGCGAUGACCUGGUGAACUCGUACCACCUGCUGCUCUGCUGUCUGGACCUGGUGUUUGGAAACGCUCUGCUCUGCUCCAACAGGAAGGAUCUGAUCAACCCAACGUUCAGAGGUCUUCCCGCUCUGUACCGAGCUGAUGGUCACGUCUCAGGUGACGAGCCUCCUCCCUGUGUGUUGGAGAGGCUGUGUGAGCUGCACGACGGACUGGUGGUGGAGGCGAAAGGCAUCAAACAGCACUACUUCAAACCGUACAUACAGAAACUGUUUCAGAGACAGAUCCUGAAAGGAAAUGAGGAGCUUUUAACAGAAAUGUUGGAUCCUCAGAACUUCAUAGACAACAAUAAAGCCAUAAACAGGGAGUACGAGGAGUACGUGCUGACGGUCGGAGACUUCGACGAACGAGUGUUUCUCGGAGCCGAUGCCGAUGAGGAGAUAGGAACGCCAAGGAAGAUCGUUCAGGAGCCGUCUGCCAGCCAGACGACCAAUCACAGCCAGCUGCAGCAGCACGUAGAGAAGUCCGGUUCCCUCGCCCCCUCCACGCCUCUGACUGGACGGGUUUACCUGAAGGAGAAGGACCUGCUCGUCACGCCCGUCUCCUCGGCGACGCAGAGCGUCAGCCGGCUGCAGAGCAUGGUGGCCGGGCUGAGGACGGCGCCCAGCGACCACCUGAUGCAGAUAUUCAAGUCGUGCUCCAGAGAUCCGUCUGAGUCCAUCCUGACCAGAGUGAAGACUCUGGGACAAACCUUCAAAGAACAUUACACCAACGACUCGGAGGACACACCUGGAUCUCACAUAGACUUUGCAGAGAAUCGACUGAAACUGGCCGAGAUCCUUUACUACAAGAUCCUGGAGAACGUCAUGGCUCAGGAGACCAAACGGCUGCAGGGCAAAGACAUGAGUGUGUUGUUGGAGCAGGAUAUCUUCCACUGCUCCCUGAUGGCGUGUUGUCUGGAGGUGGUGUUGUUCUCCUACAGCUCCCAGAGAACCUUCCCAUGGAUCAUCACCGUCUUCAAACUGGCUCCGUUCUACUUCUUCAAGGUGAUCGAGGUGUUUAUCCGCUCGGAGGAAGGUCUGUCCAGAGACAUGGUCAAACACCUGAACUCGAUCGAGGAGCAGGUCCUGGAGAGCCGAGCCUGGACCUCGGACUCGGCCCUGUGGAGCGCCCUGGAGGCUGCUGGGAACAAAGUCCCCACAGUGGAGGAGGUGAACUUUUCCUCCAGUCUCGACUCCAGCUCUGGUUCUGGUUCCAUCAGCGGAGUUCAGCCCCACCUGCCUCUGGUCGCCCUCUCUCCCAUCAUCCACCCACGAAUCAGGGAGUUCAGAUCCGGUCUCGGCAGCGCCCGAAAAGACGUUCCUCCCUCUCCUCUGUCCGUCCACGACAGGUACAGCUCUCCUGCGGCCGGCAGCGCCAAGCGCCGUCUCUUUGGCGAUGACCCUCCGAACCUGAGUCUGAGCCCAGUGUUGUCUCCGGCGAAGAGGCUGACGUUCGGCUCAAGCAACACACUGAAGAUCGGAGGCCAGGGAUCCCAGACCACCGUGGUCAGCAUCCCGCUGCAAGGUGUGAGUAACGACCGCACGAUCACGCUGAUCCCGGUUCAGCCAUGUGGCGACUCCUCUGGCGCUGUCACUGCUCAGUUCCUGCUCACCGCCUCCCCGAGCCGACCCACCCCUGCACCUGUGACCUCCGACCCCCAGACAGGAAACGGUCGGCCGCGACGCACCGGAUCGCUCGCUCUGUUCUUCAGGAAGGUGUAUCACCUGGCCAGCGUCCGUCUGAGGGAUCUGUGCGUGAAGCUGGACAUUUCCUCUGAGCUUCGUGGGAAAAUCUGGACGUGUUUCGAACACUCUCUGGUGAACUGCACCGAUCUGAUGAAGGACCGACACCUCGACCAGCUGCUGCUCUGCAGCAUUUACAUCAUAUCCAAGAUCACAAAAGAGACUCACACCUUCCAGGACAUCAUGAAGUGUUACCGCAGCCAACCACAGGCCGGCAGCCAUGUUUACCGCAGUGUGUUGCUGCGUCACACUCUCAGGGAGCAGGUGGCCGAUGAAAACAUGGAGGUGGAUCCGGUCUCUGGAGGAGAAUCUGCGGAGAAAACCAAUCCAGUCUCAGGAGAGUCAAACUCCAGCCAAUCAGGCGAGGAGGAACGUGGUGACCUCAUCCAGUUCUACAACACCGUCUUCAUCCUGAAGAUGAAGAGCUUCGCGCUGCGAUACGCCACCCACGACAACCGGGUGGACGCUCCUCCUCUGUCUCCGUUCCCGUCGGUCCGGGCUCAGCCUCUCUCUCCUCGCCGAGUCUCCCAGAGACACUCGCUGUACGUCUCCCCUCACAAGAACUCGGCGGGAUGCCUGACGCCAAACUCCUACACCUACAGGAUCAACAGCAGCCCGUCCAAGGAGUUAUCGGACAUCAACCGGAUGAUCAGGCAGGGCUGUGUGAGCAGGAAGAGGGCCUUCACCAUGGAGGGCGACGUGAUGAUGUCACCGGCGGCAUGUGACUCCCCCAGUAAGAGGGCGUGUCCGGAGAACGGCAGCAGCCCGGACGUGCUGCUGAAGCGGCUGCAGGACGUCGUGUCCGAGCGGCAGAGUCGCUGAAACGUAAACAGCCUGUUUGACCUUUGACCUGUAUAUAUCAUGACCUGAGGGUCAGCCAUGUUUUAUCCAAAGCAGAUUUUAAUUCCAGUCUCAUCACAACCCCCCAAAAACUCUGUCUCUGUUACCAGUAAGAAUAUCGAAAAUGAUAUUUCAGCCUCAUCAGGACAAUUAACACAAAACAGUAAAACAACAGUCACUGAGACGUUUGCCUACCUCUUCACUGAGAGCUCUAAUGGAGCUUCAAACAUCAUUUUACUGAGCAGAACACAGGAGCUGCUGGAAUACCACUGCCUCCAUCUGUUAGUGUGUUUGUGUUGUUGUGUGACUUUCAGUGGUGGAAGAAGUAAUCAGAUACUUUAUGUAAAAGUAAAAGUAGCACACAGUAACACAAACACACUAACAGAUGGAGGCAGUGGUAUUCCAGCAGCUCCUGUGUUCUGCUCGGUAAAAUUCCUGUUUUUGGUGCUGUUAUAUAGCGACGUUUCUAAGAGGCCUGUCUCUGUAGAAGUCCUGUCGUAAUGUAGUGAGACGCUUAUAAUAACAAUCUGAACCUGUCAGUCACAAAAUACUGCACUGAUUAAAAAGAUUUUUGACCUUUUACACACAACAACGUGAUUGGAAAAAUCAAACAUUGGAACAUCACGUUGAAAAAACUUUGGGCUCAUCAUAAAUAAGCUUUUCUGAGUUAAACAUCAGUAUUAAAGUGUUUAAAGUCAAAGUGAGACAUAUAAACUCACUUCAGAUAUCAGGGACUGAAAAGUAACAAGGUUUAAUUCUUAUUCAAAGAUUUGAACUUUUAAAAAACCCUGAACUUGUGUAAAUAGUUUCCUUAAACAUGAUCUGACAAAUCAAGCUCUAUUGUACAUUUUUCUAGUAGAAAACAAGUCUUCACUACAGAAUCAGCCAAGGGAAGAUUUUUAUUCUUUUACUAAUCAGCUUAAUCUUUUUCCUCUCUGUGGUUAUGAACCAUUUAAUGUUGUAUAAUGUUGUAACAACGGGUUUAAUGCUAACAACACGAGUGCUUCACUGAAGCAGCAUUAUUGAACCAGAGUGUGUAGUAUCUACACUUCUUUGUUUUUAUUAAAUUUAACAUUUUAUUCCUUCAUACAGUCAGUACAGCUGUUAGCAAUCAGUCUUUAAACAUUUAACACCUGUUACGUUCUGGUUUGUUAAACAGUCAUUAACAAAAAGGAUAAAGAGUUAAAAACUAAUUGCUCGUCAAAUGUAAAUUCAAAGUUUAGAUUUUUCCAGAAAAUACAAUAAUGGAAGCUGUUUCCAGAUCAGCCUGGUUGUUUCCUGCUCUGUCUCUGCUUUUCAAGGAAAUUUGUAUUUUCUACAAACUGUUAAGAGUUUUGUACAAUAAAAUUUAUGUUGUACACUUUA
Molecule: messenger RNA, 4730 nt
Organism: Lates calcarifer (barramundi perch)
Lineage: Eukaryota; Metazoa; Chordata; Actinopteri; Centropomidae
Gene: rbl1
Product: retinoblastoma-like 1 (p107)
Biological process (GO): negative regulation of G1/S transition of mitotic cell cycle; regulation of transcription by RNA polymerase II; cell differentiation
Cellular component (GO): transcription regulator complex; nucleus; chromatin
Molecular function (GO): RNA polymerase II transcription regulatory region sequence-specific DNA binding
Source: RefSeq, a predicted model, not a curated record